AAAGUGUUAUUUGCAACUUAAUUGGUGGACCUGUCCCAGCAGCUGGUGGUACUGCUCCUGCUAGCACAGCUGCUCCAGCUGAGGAAAAGGAAGGAAGCAAAAAUAAGAAUCUAAGCAAUCAGAUGAUAACAUGGGCUUGGAUCUGUUUGACUAAAUAUUUUUGUAAUACUAAAUAAAAAGUUUGUCAACUAAAAAAAAAGAAAGAAAAAACCAUGAGACAAUAAGAAAUUUCAAAACAAAGUCAGAAGCUGGGGGGAAAAAAGUAAGGUAUCUCAUAACAAAAACAAUUGGCCUGGAAAACAGAAGAGAGAACAUUUUUGGAUCAUUAAACUAUGUGAAAGUCAUAAUCAAAAAAAAUAUAUCCCAUACAUUAAUGAUAUUUCAAGAAAUCUUAGAAAAGAGAAAUAGACAGAAUCCACUGUUGACUUCCUAAAAGGAAAACUCCCAGGAACAACAAAGCCAAAAUCUAGAAAUUCCAAGUAAAAGAAAAAAUACUGUAAGCCGUCAAAAUAAAAAUCAUUCAAGUAUUGAGGAGCCAAAGUCAAGAUCAUACAUCAUUUAGCAACCACUACUAUAAAGGAAUGGGGAAUAUGUUAUUGCAAAAGGCAAAGGAUAUGCAAAAGGCUUUCAGACAAAAAAAAUUUUGCAUACCAAAACUAAGUUUAAUGCUGCAGAGGAGAAAAAUGAAUCUUUAGUGAAAUCAAGGAUCUUAGAUAUUACUGAUAAAAAUACCACAGCUUCAGAGAAACUUUAAAACCCUAUUCCCCUCUCCCCCCAAAAAAAGAAAAAAAAAAGAAAGGAAGAAAGAAAAUUUGAAAUCCAAGCACAGAAGUGAAGAGAAACAUAAAAGAUCAACAUGAAUGGAUAAUGAUAAAGGAUUGAACAAGGAUAAACUGCUCAUAGUCAAAUAUGUUAAGCCUACAGAUUGCAACUUCACUGCCAAAAUGUCAUUGUCUUCUAUUACUGCACAUUGUUCAGCAUCUGAAAAUGCUUGCAGAAUUUCACCAGGACAAGUCAAUCAGGUACGACCAAAACUGCCAUUGCUAAAGAUUUUGCAGGCAGCAGGUGCGCAAGGUGAAAUGUUCACUAUGAAAGAGGUCAUGCAUUAUCUAGGCCAGUAUAUAAUGGUGAAGCAGCUUUAUGAUCAGCAAGAGCAACACAUGGUAUAUUGUGGUGGAGAUCUUCUAGGAGAACUACUAGGACUUCAGAGCUUUUCUGUGAAAGAUCCAAGCCCGCUAUAUGACAUGCUGAGAAAGAAUCUGGUUACUGCAACUGUUACAGAUGCUGCACAGACUCUCGCUCUCGCACAGGAUCAGAGUAUGGAUAUUCCAAGCCGAGAUCAACUGAAGCAAGGUACGGAGGGAACUCCAAACCCCAGGAAUGGACCUGAAGAAGGUGAUGUUCCUGCUUUGUCUACCUCACAGCAUAAAUGCAGAAAUCCAAGAUCAGAUGAAGACUUGAUAGAAAAUUUAACCCCGAACAAGUCACCUAGGUUAGACCUUGUGUUCGAGGAAUGGGAUGUAGCUGGCCUGCCUUGGUGGUUUUUAGGAAACUUGAGAAACAACUACACACCUAGAAGUAAUGGCUCAACUGACUUACAGACAAAUCAGGACAUAGAUACUGCCAUUGUUUCAGACACUACAGAUGACUUGUGGUUUUUGAACGAGUCAGGAUCGGAGCAGCUAAAUGUUGCAGUAAAAGUUGAAGCUACUGAUACUGAACAAGCAAGUGAAGGAGGGAAAGAGGGUGACAAAAAGUUGAUUGAAGUUAGGAUUUUUGAUGACCUUGAGGACUCUCAAUGCUUAAGUGAUGAUACAGAUACAGAAGUUACCUCUGAGGGUGAAUGGCAGUGUACCAAAUGCAAGAAGUUUAAUUCUCCAAGCAAAAGGUACUGUUUUCGAUGUUGGGCAUUGAGAAAAGAUUGGUAUUCAGAUUGCCCUAAGCUAUCCCAUUCCCUUUCUGUGUCCAAUAUCCCUGCCAUGCCAGUGAAGAAAGAUGACCCAGGAAUUGAUGUUCCUGAUUGCCGAAGAACCAUCUCCGAUCCCCUUGUCCGACCCAAAGAACCGUUUAAAAUGGAAGAAAAGCCCAAACUGCUGGACCCUUGCAGCUCAGUGGAAUUCUUGGAUUUGGCACAGAGUUCUGAAAGCCAGGAGACUAUUUCUAGCAUAGAGGAGCAGCCAGACAACCUUUAUGAACAGAAUACAGAUACAGCAGCUAUGGAAAAUUGCAAAAAUCUCUGUAAGCCGUGCAAAUUGUGUGAGAAGAGGCCACGAGAUGGGAACAUUAUUCAUGGGAGGACUGCCCAUUUAGUGGUUUGUUUUCGCUGUGCCAAAAGAUUGAAGAAGACCAGGGCUCCAUGUCCCAUUUGUAAGAAAUCCAUUCAGAUGGUCAUCAAAAUCUUUGUGGCAUAGCUGUUUAGCUCCCUGAGAACCUGUCAAGUCAGGGCUCCAUGUGUUGGUUGGUGAGCAUCUGCACUUAGAGUGUGGUCUUAGCAUAGCCUUCCCUCUUGGUUGUGUGUCAUUUCUGGUAAAACCACAUGGAGUUUGAGCAGGAGCUCUUUGGCAAUAGGGCACUCUUCCUGAAGAUUCUCUUUUGAGGACCUCUUAAAAUAGACAACAGGUUUUCAAAGUAAUUUCAUCUGACUGAAAAGUGCCCAGAAUAGCUGCCCUCCUUUUCUUCACAGGUUGAGGUAAAUACCAAGGGAUUGGAGAGGGAGAAGGAGCAUGAUACAAAUAUGAACCUUUUCUAACCUUUCAAGUUCCUGGAAAACGCUUAUUUUUGGUAACAGAAUCUCUCAUACCCAAGAUAAUUAGGAUAAAAUCAAAGCUGUCAAUUUGGGAAUAAGAUGUUACUUUUAAAAGAACUCAGCUUAUAGCAGUCCUGUGGAUCUCUUCACUUUGCAGUCACAUUGCUCAGUUCUAACACGGGACAAGGGUCUUUAGCAAAGCAAAGUAGCCAGUGAUGCUUCUCUUUAGAUGGAGACCAAGUUCUGUUUAUUGAACUAGCCCUCAUAAAAGUGCUAGGCCACAGAAGAAUGCUUGUACUUGGUGCACAAAGCUGCAUUUCUGAAAGAGCAGUAAUGCUCUCUGAGAUCUAGCAGUACCACUCUCAUUUUUCAAAUGAAAAAAAUAAAGUUCAGGGAGAUUGUCGUAUACUCAAAGUCAUAUGCUUGUGACAGCAAGGACCAGGAUCCUUAGAAAUAUUUGAAUUGUGCAUUUGAUUGAAAUACCCAUUAUACAAAAACAUUUUGAAAAAUAUCACCACUCUGAUGGUGCAAUAAGACCCUUAACAGUAAGUGAUAAAUUUUGGUCUUGAAUACUUAAACAUUAUUAGAAUUUGUUGUGACUAUUCUUGAAGAACUCUCUAGCCUAUUUAUUCUGUUUUCUCCAUGAAAAUGUGCCUCCGGAUUUCAAGUGGCCUCUAUUUUUUCCCCUCUCCUAUUUUGCUAUAUUAAAAGGUUGCUUUUGAGAGUAGUUAUUAAGGUAUACACUAUUUGUACCUAGUCCAACUAUAAAGCCGAUUCAGUUCUGCAGACAUUUAUUAACCACCUUUUAAACAUGCAAGGCACUAUUAGGUCCUGGGGCUAUGUAAGGACUCAAAUCCUAGCCCUCAAAAAAGUAAUUUUGUAAAGUUUUAGUUUUUUAUAGAGUGCAAAUUAAUAGAAUUUAGGGAGGAAAAAUAUAUUCAUAUAAUAAAGGGAAAGCUUAUCCAUUCAGGAAGGCAUGUGAAUUCAGACAGCAGUCAGAGCAAAUGUAUGGAUAUAUGAAAGUUUACAAGUUUAAUUUAGUAUUUCAUUUCUGUACAACUUUCAUCUCCUGAAUACUCAACUAUUCUUUCUUUAGCUUUUGUUUUUUAUUUGUCCCAUGUGUGAUAAAUUUUGUUUUUGAAAGAUCCUAAGAUGUGCAUUAGAACCCAGGCUUAUAUGAUUGCUCUUGGAUCCCAUUCCUCUUUUUAAAUUUUUUAUUUAUUUUUAAUUUUCUUUCCCUCACUGCUAGAAAAAUAAAUCAUACUGUAGGCUAAGUAUCAUGGAACUGAAGUAGUAACCAGACUCUUCAUGGAGUCUAGAGGGGAGAAGGGAAGUCUGUAUUUAUGCAAACCACCCGGACCCUCCAGCUUGUCUUGUGAGCCUCAUAGAUGUAAUGCUGGAAUAAACAGCAGGCUGUCUCUUCCAAGUAGUCUAUAGUUUUAUAAACUUUAUUUGACCCUACUUUUGAUUUUGAAACGAUCUUAACAGUGUAUCUCACUAGAAGUAACCUGUUUGCCUCUCUCCUUUUAGUUGACCUUUCAUCUAACUCUUGUAAACACCAUUAUUCAUCAGAUAACUAGCUAUAUUUAUAUACACACUCACAUAAAUAUAUAUAUAUGUGUGUGUGUGUGUGUGUGUGUGUGUGUGUGUUUUAUAAAGACAAGCAGGUUAAAAGGACUUAGAAAGUUAGUGAAUUUCCAAAUUUUGUCUGAAGAGGCUUCCUAAUUGUAUUAACUUCAUACUCAUUAUACUUAAAAAUUUUGUACAGGUAUUUAGGUCUUAUUCAAGUCUUUAAAAUACUUUAAUAAUAAGUCUCAGAAGGUCAAAUACAGCUGUUUGUAUAACCAUAUCUUAGUUAAAUAUUUAAAGAUCUUUAUAUCUCUAUAAGUUAAAAGGAUUUUAGACAUUAUUUCCUCCUCCUUCACCUCAAACCCAGUGUCUUAUCUCCUGUCACAUGAAAUCAAUUUUGACCCCUAGUCACCUGGCAACAGCAGACUGAUAGCAGAUUUUAUUUUGGAUAUAUUUUUUUUCCUCUGCGUGCAUGUGUUUUGUGUAUUUCUGUGCAUUUGUACAUAAGAGUUGUGGUGGUUUUUUUUUUUUUUUUGAGGGAAAUAUUUUGCUUUUAUAAUUGUGUGGGUUUUGUUUUUUGUUUUUUGUUUGCCUUAUUAUUUUGGUCACUCCUGAUCACUGCACUCUUGGCUUCUCAUUGGAGAGUCAUUUGUAUGAAGCUAGUGCACCUUAGGUUCACGGAUUUUAAAAGCAUUUUUGGGUGUCAUUCACUGUUGUCUCUAUGCUUUGUAGUUCGGUAGAACCUUAACUAGCUGGUUUUUCUUCUAGUGAGCUCUGUGUACUCAUGGAAGAAGCACAUGGUUUGGAUACUGUGAAUCAUUCUCCCUCUCCUCCCCAUUCAGUUUAUCUUUUCAAAUUGUUCAGAUCCUUUUUUAAUAAGAGCUAUUCAUAGAAAUGAAAACACAGAUAUCUAAAUUUUAUCAAGAGAAUAAUUUUAAACUGUCUAUGAAGAACAGUAGAACAGGCGCGAGUGACAUGGACUCUUUGCACCUUAUACUUAGGAAUAUCUGAGGAAUUUAUAAUCCUUUUUGCCAGAGGGGAAACCCAAAUGUCUUUUCAUUUCACUGCUACUAGAGAUACUACAAAAUGUGUUACUAUGAUUGUCCAGAAGUGUCUUUGGUUGGAGGUAUGCAUAAUGCAGGUCAGAGAAUGAAGAGAAUACAAGAUGGUUCAUAUGGAGGUUGAUUGGUGAGGGAAAUCCCAGGAUGGGGAGGUAGCCAUGUUAGUGUGGUUUCAUUUUUCAUGAGUGCUGGUAUACUCUCAUAUGCUGAACCUACUUGUUUUUAAUAAUCAUUGCUCUGAUUCUUAAAUUAGAGUUUCCAGAAAGCAUGAUAUUAAUAAUGUGUUCUUAUGCUCUGAGAAAAGCAUUGAUGAGAAUGACCAACUCCUCUCCAUUUCCCCUUCUCUCCUUAUAAUCAGGUCUUAUUAAAGAAACCAGCCUGUUAAGUCUUCUUGAGUAUUUAAAUACAGAGGUAGGUUUCCUCUACCCUUUAUUUAGUAAGAGGCUUUUUGAGGGACUGUAAAAUGUUAGACAGCUAAAUAGUUUUUGAAAGACAUAUUGAUGUAUAUUUCAGUAUUAUUUGAAGUACAGAAUGUUCUCUCUGUUGCUGCUUAUGUAUUGACCAGUAAUUUAUUUAUUGCUUCUUGGGUUUCUAGCUAGGUGUCUAGUGCCAUCCUUUUCCUGUUCUGGAUUGGCUGUACAAAAGACCGUGCAGCACAUGUACAACAUUUCCACUAAGAGCAGCUAUUUUAAUUCGGUGUGUCAACUCUUUCUGGGAAAUGAGCACUACUGGUAUUAAUAUUUGUUUUUUCAUGUUCAAUUUCUGCCUCAUCUGAGGCCAUUGGAUUUUAGGGCAAUGCUUCUACACUUAAAACCAAUCUGCAUAAGUCCCUUCCACUCCCACAACUAGUUUAUGUCUGUUUAGAACUCAACAAUUAAUUUUUGGCAUAAUUGUUGAUCCAUGCAGGUAAUAUAUGGGCAUAUAUAAGAGUGGAAAAGAUGGGACAGCAAAUCUCUACUUGAGGAACCAGAGGCUGUCUGAGCUUCUUGGCUUGAAGAAGCCUUCCUGCCAGCCCCAUGUGACUGAGCACUCUGAAACAAAGCUUAUCUUGCUAGGGCAAUAUUCAUUCUUGUCCUAUCGUUAGCCAUUUAGGUUAGCUUAUUUUGUAGUAAAAACAAAAAUUUAUCCUUUGCUUAAUUUAGUAAGCCACUAAAAAUUUGGGGGGAUUUGAAAAAUACCUCCAGAUGAAGUGCCUAAACACUAGUGUGCCUUCUACUCUUGGGGGAGACAACAUGGCAGAGAGAAAAUCGGGUAUGAGUGGAGAGAGCCGGCAGCCAGCCAAGGGUGGUCUGAAUGGAUGAAAACCCUUGGAGUGCAGGCUUUGACUUCAGUGUAUGGAGUCCUGAGCUCUGCCAGAGAAGUUGGGGGAGAGUGAGUAUAAAGAGCACCUUUGAGCAGCCAAAAGGAUCUUUGAAAAAAUCCCUAUUAUUUAAUGCUCUUUUUUUUUUUUAAUGAACUUAACACAGACAUUUCAGUAUAUAAUGGACGCUGUAUGUGAACUGGUGUUAGGUGGAGUUUAAGUGUAGACUACAUUUCAUACCACAGUAGCAAAACUCUGUCCUCUUUGGAACUUUUCUUUGUUUUUCUUCUAUGUAUUUUUAAAUAUUGAUGCUCUUUAUUAUAUCUUUUUUGAUAUUAAACCUUGCAACAAAUAAGUAUGGUCAAAGCAACUUUUAACAUGUUGGUCAUAUCUGGAAAUGUCUUUUUCAUUCUGCCCCUUUUGGCUAUCUGCUCACUGUCAGGAGAAAUGCCUCUCACCAUUAAGUUGUUUGACUUUGGGCAAGUCAACCUCUGAACUGUAAUUUCCUCGUCUGUAAAUAAGGAUAAUAAUAAUCUGCCCUGUCUACCUCAAGGGUUGUUUUAAGGAUCAAGUGCUUUAAAAAGUGCUAAAGAUUUUCAGUGAUGCAUAUGCAGACAUAUUCUAUCUACUACAUAAAAUAGCAGUAAUAGGUAGUAUUACCCUGUUGGCAGACAGCUCUUGGGCAGAUAUAUCAGGUACUCAUAUCCAGAACAUGGGGCACAUAAACUCAUAGGGUUCCUUGUCUGGCAGUGAGCUUGAUUAGGGUGAUGUUAAACUCCUGUCCAAGCAACGUUUCACCAACUUUUGCUAUGUAGCUGCUGCAGAGGACCAAGUUAGGAUUAUGGCUUUAUGGGUGUUUAUGUAGCUUCAGGUAAUAGUUUCCAGCAUGUAACUGCCACACCAUUUUUGAGAGAACACAAAAGUUCUCUUGUUCUUUGCACUUGUGUCUUUGGUACAGAAGUCACUGCCAGUGUGCCAAUAAGCAUGCAGCUCAUGUUAGAUUUUUGCACAAGUGCUGAAGCAAGUAUUUUUAUUUUAGGUGUCAGAAGAGUUAUUAGCAAUUUUUUGAAUGGUUCUACAACAUGUUCUGAUGUGAAAAAGAUGUAUUUUUGUUCUUAAUCUAGUUUUCUUAAGACUAAUUCUGCAGCACCUCUGUAUAUUUUGGCAUUUGCAAUAUUUAAUGCUUUUGAAUAAGUACUGAAGCUGUAUUUUGCCUGUUAAUAUUAAAUAGAUCUCUAAUUUUGUCA
Messenger RNA from Antechinus flavipes (yellow-footed antechinus), 7923 nucleotides. It is a transcript of the gene MDM4, whose product is annotated as MDM4 regulator of p53. The record is from RefSeq and is a predicted model, not a curated record. Gene Ontology annotation, molecular function: ubiquitin-protein transferase activity. Bases 861 to 2411 code for a protein of 516 amino acids. NCBI's taxonomy places the organism in Eukaryota, Metazoa, Chordata, Mammalia, Dasyuromorphia, Dasyuridae. Gene Ontology annotation, biological process: protein ubiquitination; regulation of cell cycle; negative regulation of apoptotic process. Gene Ontology annotation, cellular component: nucleus. The transcript is spliced from 11 exons.